Molecule: messenger RNA, 1302 nt
Organism: Rhizoctonia solani
Lineage: Eukaryota; Fungi; Basidiomycota; Agaricomycetes; Cantharellales; Ceratobasidiaceae
Exons: 3
Coding region: 1-1302 (433 amino acids)
Source: RefSeq, a predicted model, not a curated record
AUGCAACGCAGACUCGCCCAGAAACGGGCCAGAAGCGAAGAGCCUACAUCUGACGAACAUGGAACCAAGACAAAACCUGAACAUAAAAAUAAAGUAGACGCCGAUCCCAAGAAUAAAGUCAGUAUUGCAACUAAAGAGGAACCACCCGUACAACUUGGCGUAAAGGAAGUAACGUCUUCUUCAACCGACCUGCUCAAGAAUCUUCUCGACAUGACACAUGUCCCACCAGGCACCGAACCCUCUCACUUUCACACAAUCGCUCAAACGCUCAUGCAAGGCUUCGAACUCUGCGUCACCUCCAAAUCGUCCGUCGUAACAUCCUACGAGCUGCUCGAGGUCGAGUUUUACUGGUACAACGAACAAAGCGGGCAUAUCGACCCGUUUACGCAUGCGGCUGAAGAACAGAGAGUUAGCGGGAACUGGUACUUCCACAGAGCUCCCCGCCGUGUCCCACCAAACUCUCAAUCCACAGCCCCCGUGCCGUCUCCCAAAACCAACGGCUUCAGAGGCGGGACGAGAAAGGGGCUGGAUCUGACUUUUGGCGUGCCCGCCUCGGACGAACCAACGGCCCUAGUCGCGUACGGGGGAAUCCUCCUGCGUACUCUUCGCAAUACUCAAACCAAGAAAGUAACGUGCGGUCCAAGUCUCCUCGUCGAUCAAGUCCUUCAAUCGAGUGGGACGACCGAGCUGUCCACGUUGGUCGGUACACACUGGGGAGGAGAUACGUCUGCGUUCCUGCACGACGACGGCCAACCAGGGCCGAGUCGGAUGUUCCUCCGUCCGGUGGAUCGGGACUUAAAGGGAACCUCCAAGCUACCGAAGAUGUACACCUCUCCAAGGAUUGGACUCGAGUUGUCUAGGAUCCAGACUCCCGGCGAGGCCACGGCUUCUCAUCCUCGAGUUCAAUACGUCACUCGCCCGUACCGGUUCUUUACACAUCCGGACCUUAUGGGUUCGAUUCGUCCCCAGACGUUCUAUGGGCUUCUUCAGGCGCACGAAGCUGGCCAGAUUGCACGUGCGGCGAUAGCUGAUGUAUCGGGCAUGAAGCCUUCUCAGGUUUCUACCUUUUGCGAAUACGUCGAAGGGGGGAGAAGAGCAGGACCAGGUGCCGUAAAGGAGUUCGUUGGAGAAAAGGGAAAGGGGGUUGGACCUAGUGCCGCGAGAUUCUUGAAGAUGGCUGGUGUGGUGGAGUGUAUCUUGGGCGAUUCAGGUGGAGAGCGGGCUCAGAAGAAGCAGAAGCCUGGUCCCACUUUAUCGGCGAUGUUCGCAAGUGGGAGUAAGAAGACCACGCCAAAGAAUUAG